AUGACUCGUCCCCGCGUUACCCCUAGGCGAGCUGGUGCUGCCCGUACAGCGGAUGAAGGCAGCGGCAGUAGCGACACCGUGGCGCAGCCCGUUAAAAGUAGGCCCCCAGCCAGCUUCGACGAGCACGCUCGUACCAGCGAGCAGCCUCACGAAGGAGCAUGGCAGGGGCGUCAGCACCAAAGCUGGCAGAGGCAAGCCUCGGGUAAAAAAGCCAGCAAAGCAGAGUCGCUGAUUCAAACCCAUGCUCGCAGCCGCAUGGGCAGCGGACCUGGCCAGCACAGGCGAGAGCACCAACACAAGAAAAUCCAUCGUGACGCAUCCGAUCCUAGACGUGGAGAGCCGCUUUCCACAGUGGCUGCACUGGGAACGGUACCAGAGGCGGCAGCUGCAAGACAAGAAGAGCAAUGCCCUGGGGGGGGGCUGCCCGUCGACUCGCCAUGUAUCGCCUCUCGUGCCAACUUCUCCUGCAGAGACUUUGAUGCAUCUUCUCCCUAUUUACCCAUAGCCUACCUGGGAAGGGGUGCAAUCGGCCGCGUCUUCCACUGCGUUGAGCGGUCCACAGGGGAAUGCGUCGCCGUCAAAGUGGUUGCGAAGCACCUGCUGCGAGGGCGCCGCAGACUGCAGCGCCAAGUACUCGUGGAGAAGGAGGCUCUUGUUGCUCUUAGUGCGGGGGGACGACCCGUGCACCCCAGUGUGGGGUAUCUUCGGCGAACGUAUCAGACGUCGGAAAGCCUCUACUUCGUACUGCAGUAUGCAGGAGCGCGCUCGCUUCGAGACGUACUGACACGACUCAACUGUGCAGGCCUGCGCCUGUCUGUGGGAGCGGCGAGGCUGUGGGCUGCUGAAGCCGCAGCCGCUCUUGGAGCUCUGAGGCUGCGGGGGAUCCUCCACAGAGACAUUCGGCCUGAGAACAUCAUUGUGAACGACGAGGGGCACUUGACGCUCGUGGAUUUCGACUCGGCAGUGCAUCUUGCCGCCUCUUCGGGGCAGCACCGGAAGAGGGGCGCGCUGGAGCAGGUGCAGGGUUCUUUGGGGGAGAUUCUGCAUGCAAGCGGGCGCUUGCUAACUCCCGUUCUCUCGCCGUAUGCAGGCACUGCUGCUUACUCCCCCCCAGAGAUGUUUGUCUCCUUGGACCUGGAUGCGGAGGCUGCAGUGCAGCAGCACUGCCCUGCUGGCUUUGGCUCCGACUGCUGGUCCUUCGGCUGCUUAGUCCACGAGCUGCUCCUGGGAGAACCACCCUUCAAGGGAGACUCCCCAGCAGCGCUGGCAAGGGCGAUCUGUGGAGCUGAGGAGCUGUCUCUCCCGCAGCAGCUGCCCGCCAGCGCAUCCGACUUCAUCACGCGGCUGUUGAAUCCGAGGGAGCAGGAGCGCCUCGGCGCGAGGAAUAUCAAGGAGCUACUGGAGCACCCCUUCUUCGAGGGCAUCGACUGCAUGACUCUCCACUAUCAACCGCUGCCGAUCGAUGUGGCGCAGUAUGCCUUCGCUUUCCAAGGAUCUCGACAGGCCCGCCGUGCAGCAGCCGCUGCGGCGGUUGCCGCUGCAGCCGCUUUGGAAGCCGAGCUUACCCCGUCUGUGGGCGGGCACUUUUCUCCUCUCAAGCUGGCGGCUUCUGAGGCUCCAGAGGGCUGCUGCCCUGCAUGCGACUGCAGCGCGACUUGCAUGUGCUGCGGCGGGGAGGCCUCCGACGCCUCCCCACGCUCCUCUGCGCAGGCUUGCAAGUGCAGCAGCAAGCCAAAACGGUGCGUCUUCUCGCAGGAACAGAAAGGCGGCAAUGGACCGUCCACGCCUUCGACUUCCCCCUUCACGAAUAGCGAUGCGGGGAUCGGCGGGCAAGACGGUGCGCUGCAGCAGUUUGAGGCAACUGAGGAGCCUCGCGCCUCCUGCCGCUGCGCAGUGACGGAGGCAGUGCUCGGGUGGGGUCCCCCCUUGCUGCUGCGUCCUUCUUCUAGUUCGGAGUAUGCAGACUUCGUCGCAGACUCCGCAGACGGAGCCGAAGGCAGCAAAAGCCCAGCUGGGGACGAGGAUUGUUCAAGGUUUCUUUCCGGCGUAAGCGACAGCACGCCGCUGGCAGCAGACGGUAGCGCGAACGCAGGCCCUGGCGUUCCCAGCGUGAGCGAGGCAGGAGGAGGCAAGGAGCUCCAGCAAGGUUAUUUGGCGGUUCAAGAAGAAUUCCCCCUUCAUGCCGCCAGAUGGCUCCUUAAAGGAGAGCAUUUGCAUUAUUACGGCGUUCUCCUGCGCAUGCGGGAGCGUCGAAGCUUUUGUGAGCGGCUCUUCAUGCGGCUGUGGGGGAGAACCCACAAGGCAAAUUGCCAGUUGCAGCCACAGCGCUGCUUAGCACUUCUGACAGACACUGGAAGACUGCUGCUGCUCGAUCCGAGUGGCAAGACGCUUCGGAAAACGAUUCGCCUCGCUACAGACGGCGAGAUAUAUACCGAAGGGAAGGACAUGUUGAUCUACUCAAGUGCAGUCGACGGGUGCUAUCUACUCUUCGCGUCCGAUAAUGACAGUGCUGCUUCGUGGGCACGGUCUCUGACUCUGUCUAUACAUGUGCGUCGUGUCGGGUUGCAAUCUGCGAGGCCUGUUCGAAGCGACGCCGCCGCAUGCACACCAAAGGGCGCAGGCGCAGAGGUGACGAACUCCGUGUCGCUUGAAGACCAAGGAUCUUGUGGAGCAGCUAUCCACGGUUUCGAUCACCAGGGAGACUCAGACAGAGACCUUUUCGCAACGUACUCCCACUUCGAUAAGGGGCCUAGACAACGCAGCCGCGGCUCCUCGGGUGGGCCCCACGUUGAAGGUCCAUCUAUGUCGACUGCUGCUACAUCCACAGCGCGCGGUGUACAUACAGACCGCAUGAGUGACCGCUUGCAGAAGCCGAACGGAUCUGCCGUGCGACGGAGACAAGAUCCUUUCCGCUAUCGUUGUAGCAGCACUACAGAGCCUAUUCCAAUGCCUGGGAAGAGUGAAGUUGCGUACCGUCCGUUCUCAGAAGGCUCCCACCGUUACGCCAUGCGAUUAAACGCCGUUUAUCCAGCCAAGGGAGAAGUGGCAUGA
Messenger RNA from Cyclospora cayetanensis, 3051 nucleotides. RefSeq lists its product as uncharacterized. The transcript has 6 exons. NCBI's taxonomy places the organism in Eukaryota, Apicomplexa, Conoidasida, Eucoccidiorida, Eimeriidae. Gene Ontology annotation, molecular function: ATP binding; protein tyrosine kinase activity; protein serine/threonine kinase activity. The coding region runs from base 1 to 3051 and encodes 1016 amino acids. Gene Ontology annotation, biological process: peptidyl-serine phosphorylation; intracellular signal transduction. The record is from RefSeq and is a predicted model, not a curated record.